ACACAACUUGAGGUCGAGAAGCGAAGCUGCCGACAGGACUCACGCCCAGCAACAGGAGCCGCCGACGUCCAACCCGAGUGCCCGAGUGAUCAACACAGCCAUGGCCACGCCCGACUUCCGCGCACAUAAUCAGGAAAUGCCGCCGCCGGGUGGCUUCAAGCCCGUCAAGUUCGUCAAGAACGGCCCGGCCACGCGCGGACCACCGGGAUGGUCGCUCUUCCUCGGUACGUUCCUCGUUACGUCCGUGGGCUACUACCUCGUGGGCCAGCACAACAAGCGCUACCGUGAGGCUGCCAAGGAGGAGCGUGAGAACCGCAUCGCACUGCUGCCGUUCCUGCAGGCUGAGGCGGACGUUGGGUACCUGGAACAGGAGAAGCACAUUUUGGAGAAGGAGCGCCAGGUCAUGAAGAAUGUGCCCGGCUGGGUGGUCGGCCAGUCGCCAUACCACUCAGACCGCUACCAGGCACCGCUCUGGGCUCAGAAGAAGUAAAUGACAAAUGGGUGAGUAGCAGGAAGUCUUUACAAGCAGCAUGCAGCCACUGGCUUUGACCGAACUGUAACGAAGACCAUGUGAAGGAAAUGCACUCAUGCGUUCGUCAGGUUGGGGUCGCCCUCUUGAGGUGGUGAGAAUUUAAUGCCAUGAAUAUCGUCGCUGCUGCUC
Messenger RNA from Phytophthora infestans T30-4, 661 nucleotides. RefSeq lists its product as uncharacterized. The transcript has a single exon. NCBI's taxonomy places the organism in Eukaryota, Oomycota, Peronosporomycetes, Peronosporales, Peronosporaceae. Bases 101 to 490 code for a protein of 129 amino acids. The record is from RefSeq and is a predicted model, not a curated record.